Molecule: messenger RNA, 2382 nt
Organism: Triticum turgidum subsp. durum (durum wheat)
Lineage: Eukaryota; Viridiplantae; Streptophyta; Magnoliopsida; Poales; Poaceae
Source: the annotation of a GenBank genome assembly
AUGCCGGACCUGCCGUGCGACGGGGACGGGGUGUGCAUGGUGUGCCGGGCCGCGGCGCCGCCGGAGGUCGAGCUGCUGCGGUGCGCCACCUGCGCCACGCCCUGGCACUCGCCCUGCCUCUCCAAGCCGCCCGCGCUCGCCGACGCCGCCGCCUGGGCCUGCCCCGACUGCUCCGGCGAGGACGCCUCCCCCUCAGCGGCCCCCGCCCCCGCCCCCACCGCCGCGCCCGGGGGCGCCGGCGGGGGGUCCGGCCUCCUCGCCGCCAUCCGCGAGAUCGAGGCGGACGCCUCCCUCACCGAGCAGGAGAAGGCCAAGCGCCGCCAGGAGCUGCUCGGCGGCAAGACCGCCGUCGCCGGCGAUGACGACGAGGAUGAGGAGGAGCAGGACGAGGACAACGCGCUCGAGAUCGUCGGCAAGAACUUCAGCUGCGUCUUCUGCAUGAAGCUCCCCGAGCGCCCCGUCACCGAGACACCGUGUGGCCACAACUUCUGUUUGAAAUGCUUUGAGAAGUGGGUUAACAGUGGAAAAAGGACCUGUGGAAAAUGCCGGGGACCAAUCCCAUCCAAAAUGGCUUCGCAGCCAAGGAUUAAUGCAGCGUUGGUUGCGGUUAUCCGUAUGGCUAGGACUGCAAAGAAUGCUAGUGCAGGUGGCUCUGGAAAUCCUGUUCAUUACAUAAGAAAUGAGGCUAGACCCGACAAGGCUUUCACAACUGACAGAGCAAAGAAGGCUGGGAAAGCUAAUGCUUCAAGUGGCCAGAUCUUUGUGACCAUUGCACCUGAUCAUUUUGGCCCCAUUCCAGCAGAAAACGACCCCAAAAGGCGUCUUGGUGUGUUAGUCGGGGAAACCUGGGAAGACCGCCUUGAGUGCAGGCAGUGGGGUGCUCAUUUCCCUCAUGUUGCUGGUAUUGCUGGCCAGUCAGAACAUGGUGCCCAGUCAGUGGCGCUGUCAGGUGGUUACAUAGAUGAUGAGGACCAUGGGGAGUGGUUCCUGUAUACUGGAAGUGGUGGAAGAGACCUAAGUGGGAACAAGCGAACAAACAAGGAGCAAUCUUCUGAUCAGAAAUUUGACAAGAUGAAUGCUGCUCUGCGUCUUAGUUGCAAGAAGGGUUACCCUGUCAGGGUUGUGCGGUCCCACAAAGAGAAGCGUUCUUCAUAUGCUCCUGAAACUGGUGUGCGUUAUGAUGGAGUCUACAGGAUUGAGAAAUGCUGGAGGAAGAUUGGUGUUCAGGGUACAUACAAGGUCUGCAGGUACCUCUUUGUACGAUGCGACAAUGAACCAGCUCCAUGGACCAGUGAUCUUCAUGGUGACCGGCCAAGGCCACUGCCCAGGAUUAAGGAGCUGCAAGGUGCUACUGACAUCACUGAACGGGCAGGAUCCCCCUCCUGGGACUAUGUUGAAAAUGAAGGCUGGAAGUGGGUGAAGCCUCCACCAAUCAGCAAGAAGCCCGCCCAGUCAGGCGAUCCUGAAACUGACAAGCAAUUCAGGAAAUACCAGAAGCGUGCUCAUAUGUCUAUGAAUGAGAGGCUGUUGAAGGAGUUUGGCUGCUCCAUUUGCAAGAAUUUGAUGAAGGAACCACUUACUACUCCCUGUGGUCAUAACUUCUGCAAAGCUUGUUUGACCGCUGCAUUUGGUGACGAGGGUUCUAUGAGGGAAAGAAGCAGGGGCGGGCGCACUCUGCGGGCACAGAAGAUUGUGAAGAACUGCCCCUCCUGCCCAACUGAUAUUUGCGACUUCCUGGAGAACCCACAGAUUAACAUAGAGAUGAAGGAUCUGAUUGACAAUCUGCUUGCCAAGGCUGCCAAGGAGAAGCCAGACGCGGAGGGAUCUGCUGAGGAAAAUGAUGAUGAUGAGGAUGCUCUGGAGAAGGAAGAGGAGGAUGACAGCAGCCUGAACGAGGAAGAGAAUGAUGAUGGUGCUGAGAACAAGGCUGGAGAAGAGGAUGCUGUCGUCACAAUCGUGGUUGAGGCCAAGGAUGAGCUGAAGAAGCCUCUGAGGCGCAAGGGAGCUGAGGAGGAGGCCAAAGAUGAGAAGAAGAUCAAGACCACUGCUGGUGCUCCUGAUGUGGAAAAUGCAGCUGAAGAAGACGCCGAGAUGGUUGAAAAGGAGGAAGAAGAAGGUUCCCAGAAGGCUCAGAAGAAGCGCAAGGGGCGUGCUGGGACCGCAGCUGGCGGCGGUAAGAGGAAGAGGGCCAGCCCUGCUGCUGCUGAAGAGAAGGCCGCCGCAGCUGGUGGCGGUAAGAGGAAGAAGGCAAGCCCUGCUGCAGCUGAAGAGACCCCUGCUGCUGCAAGCACCCCUCGCCGGGCGACCAGGAGUGGCGGUGUGGUGGUGGCUGGUGGGAGCCCUGCUUCCAGGACCAGGAGCAACACCAAGGCCGACAACUGA